Lactuca saligna is the source of this 528-nucleotide messenger RNA. The record is from the annotation of a GenBank genome assembly. Lineage: Eukaryota; Viridiplantae; Streptophyta; Magnoliopsida; Asterales; Asteraceae.
AUGGCAUUCUCUGAAAGGGUUACUGGGUCUGAUUGCGCCAGCCCAAUUGAUUCAAAGCACCUUAUCCACCACUCAUCACAGGAAAAUCUCUUUUGUACGAUUUUGGUCCAUUAUUUUUACCAAAGGGCCAUCACCAAGUUGAAGCUUCGUGUUAUGCAAGAUGCCUUAAUGUCCAACAUUUCAACCCUUCACACCACUGGAAUCAUUGUUGCAUACAUUUCCAAAUUUGCUUUUGUUGGCCCCAUCCAUGAAGCCAUGCUUCGUCAUGUGCCUCCUACCAGCAAAGUCCUUGACGGAUAUCGUAUUAUUCCCACCUCAAGGUUUUGUCCCUUAACUCCUGAACAUUACAUUUGCAUUGAGGAAGAUCAGCAUGUUCGUAACGAGGAGGACCCACCCUUUCACAACGAGGAAGAAGAACCUGUUCACAACGAAUUUGUUCCAUCUCCUCCUCCUUCACCUAAAAAUAUAACCACUUCCACCCCAAUUAAUAUUGCACUAUGCCCUCCACCAGUUUCAUUUCAACCCUAG